This is a messenger RNA of Hemibagrus wyckioides, 891 nucleotides long. Its product is annotated as cortexin domain-containing 1 protein-like. The coding region runs from base 21 to 233 and encodes 70 amino acids. NCBI's taxonomy places the organism in Eukaryota, Metazoa, Chordata, Actinopteri, Siluriformes, Bagridae. The transcript has a single exon. The record is from RefSeq and is a predicted model, not a curated record.
GAAGCUAACAAACAACCAAAAUGUUUGUUCGUUCCGCAGUGGAUGGACCAAGCAUGGACGUAUCUCCAGCCGAGUCGUGGCUAGACGUGGACGUGGAUUUGGGCUUUGCUAUUUUCUUCUUUUUCCUGCUCUGUGUGUUCCUGCUUGUCAGCAUCGUGCGAUGUUCCCAGAUCGUCCUGGAUCCCUACAGCGCUGUCUCCAUCUCCAUCUAUCAGGAGGAACAGGAAGCAUGAACCCUUUAUAAAAAUUGCCAGUCAGGAACUUUCCGCCUGUCAUUAAGGAGUCAUAGAAACCCAAUUCAAAGAACUAAAAAAUAUUUACUUGAUCUUACUCCAUCUCAGAGCUCUUGUUUACGAACGUGUAAAAUACUCACCAUCAUUCUGCUGAAGGAAAAUAAAGAGGUUUCAUCAAGCAGAUUUUGAAGAUGUUUUGAUCCACAAAAAUUACAAUUUGUGGAAAUUUUAAAUUCAUGAGGACAUUAUGUAAUAAUUUUCUUUUCAGUUUACAAUUUGGGCAGCAGGGUUGUGAAAAUCGAUAAGAAUGAGAUAAUGUGCUUUUCUUCUUCACAUGAACUCCAGAAAAUGUUGGGUGGCGUGGAAUUUUCCAGAAUGUUUAGCUAGCAGUGCGUUGAAUUUACACUAAUACGUUUCACAACCAAUUAUGGAUAAAUUUAUGAAUAAAAAAAUGAAUAAAAUAUUUUAAGAUAGAAUUGGGUUAGCCAGCAGGGAGAGUUAGAAAUGCUAUUGUUGGAGAUUUUGUACGUUUUAUUUUUUUUGCUACGUUUUUGCUGUUGUGAAGGUCGCUUGACCUGUGUUUAAACCGUUUUAAUGGCUUAAAAUGGCUUUAUUUCUAGAUUUAUUAUUAUAUAAUUUGUAUUGUGUAUUAUUUGUA